CGGUAAAUAUGGAUGUAGCGAAGAAUGAAAUAACCAUGAAAGAUUUUGUGACAUUACUUGGCCCUAAAGAGAUUUGGGGUUCCUCAUUCAAAGAGGCUGUUGAGUAUUGCCUUGGGUCAUCGAAUUCUGUUGGAAUUUAUUACGGAGACGGAGAUGAUUUUAUUUUUAUGUACAAUCAAACAUCUGCAUUUGGAAAAGCGUUUAAGGAAUCUUUACCUGGCACAUAUCUCCAUAUGAAAUCAGAGUAUGGACUUAUUUUAAAGGGAGAAACUUUAUUUAGACAUAACUAUCUUUACGAAGAUCUGAUUAUUGAAGAUAAGCAUUACGAAGAUGGUACAAUUAAUGCUAUGUUGUGUGUGUGCGAGGAUACAACUGAAACGGUUCUAGGAAUAGAAAAAAGAAUCAUAAACACUCCUAAUAAUUUGACUCGAAAUAAUGGAGAAGAAUCCCGCAAAAGACCUAGUGAAUUGAAACGACUUAUCAAGGAGUUAACCGCUGAAAAUCCACGAAUAACCGAAAUUUGGGAAGAAGAAAGUGAGAAUUCUGAAAAUUUGCUUCAUUUAUAUAAUAAGAUCACCAAUGCCGAAAUUCGUAAGGAGAUCGCAAAUCGAGAAGUUAUAAAAUCUUAUUAUUUGUUCGGGAAAGUUUUAAUUCAACGUUUCAAAUAUUACUCUGAUAAAUCUUUCAAUGUACACCAAGCUCAAAUGGCGGUUAAUGAAGAACUUGAAAAACAACUACCUGGUACUACUAAGAAUGCCCGUAAUAAAAGAAAAGAAAGAGCCCAGAAGAUUUAUUCUUUCUUUAAUGAUAUUGGUGUCGAAAAAAUAGAAUUGGUAAAAUCUUUUUCUGCUGACUCUAUUUCGAGGUUAAGCAUAAAGAAAAUUAAAUAUAUAAAAGACGAAAUUAUGAAAACUGCACAACAAAACACGUGA
This is a messenger RNA of Scutellospora calospora, 932 nucleotides long. NCBI's taxonomy places the organism in Eukaryota, Fungi, Glomeromycota, Glomeromycetes, Diversisporales, Gigasporaceae. The record is from the annotation of a GenBank genome assembly.